Exophiala xenobiotica is the source of this 3497-nucleotide messenger RNA. RefSeq lists its product as uncharacterized. Gene Ontology annotation, cellular component: retromer, cargo-selective complex; retromer complex; late endosome. The transcript has 6 exons. Lineage: Eukaryota; Fungi; Ascomycota; Eurotiomycetes; Chaetothyriales; Herpotrichiellaceae. The record is from RefSeq and is a predicted model, not a curated record. The coding region runs from base 166 to 2778 and encodes 870 amino acids. Gene Ontology annotation, biological process: retrograde transport, endosome to Golgi; intracellular protein transport.
CUACCGUAUACGACGGCAGCUUCCCUCUCCGCACGGAGCUUCAAUAUGCACGCGUCCUGAAUUCAAUAGGCAGAAACUCAGUCCUUGAUCAUCUUGAAAGUCUUGACCGAUUCUUUUUUGUUUGCUCUCGACUGUCGCUGGUAGCAGGGCAGACCAACCGUCGUAAUGGCGGCGGCAGGUCCAUCGAUCGCUGAGGACCAAGGCAGGCUUCUCGAGGAAGCCUUGGGAGUGGUGCGCCAACAAUCCCAGCAGAUGCGUCGAUGUCUGGAGACGCCCGGGAAGCUCAUGGAUGCUCUUAAAUGCGGUUCUACAUUAGUAUCUGAACUGCGAACGCCUACCCUCGGACCGAAACAAUACUACGAGCUAUACAUGGCAGUCUUCGAUGCGCUCAGAUAUCUCUCCGAAUAUCUUCGCGACUCGCACCCCGUCAAUCACCUUGCCGACCUCUACGAACUCGUCCAAUAUGCAGGCAACAUAAUACCAAGAUUAUACCUAAUGAUAACCGUCGGGACGGUGUAUAUGGGUGUCGAGGAUGCGCCAGUCAAGGAGAUCAUGAAGGACAUGAUGGAAAUGAGCCGCGGUGUGCAACACCCUAUCCGUGGACUCUUCCUCCGGUACUAUCUGAUGGGACAAGCCCGAGAUCACCUGCCAACCGGCAAAGAGGAAGGACCUCAGGGCAACCUUCAAGACUCGAUCAACUUCAUUCUGACAAAUUUCGUGGAAAUGAACAAGUUAUGGGUCCGCUGGCAACACCAGGGCCAUUCCAGAGAGAGAGAACAGAGAACUCAAGAGCGGAGGGAAUUGGAGCUGUUGGUGGGAAGCAAUCUUGUCAGAUUGAGCCAAAUGGUGGACCUGGAGACCUACAAGUCUACAAUCAUCUCUCCUUUACUGGAACAGGUUGUGCAGUGUCGGGAUGUGCUUGCCCAAGAGUAUUUGCUUGAAGUCAUCACCAAAGUCUUCCCUGACGAAUUCCACCUUCAUACUCUCGAUCAAAUGCUUUCGGCCAUUGCGCGACUUAAUCCCCAUGUCGACAUGAAGAAGAUUGUUAUCGGCCUAAUGGAUCGGCUAUCAACCUAUGCCCAGAGAGAAUCUGAAGAAGCAUCUGCGGAGGAUAAACGACAAGCCGAGGAAGAAGCCGCGAUCCGGAUGUUGGAGAAGGUUGAUCUGAAUGAGGACUCCAAGCCAGCUCCUGCAGCCGACACGGAAACGCCCAAGACCAAUGGCACCGAAUCUAAGUCACCAACCGAAUCGCAACCAGCAGAGUCUGAACCUGCUACGCCUGCGACUCCGGUAACCAAUGGUGACAAGGCGACUGCUGGUCUUGGGGAGGUCAAAUUGUUCGAGAUUUUCUACGAACAAGUGGUAAGUCUCGUCAAGACACGAGGCCUGCCAAUUCAGGAUACGAUGGCUUUGUUGACGUCCCUUGCCAAUCUUGCCCUCAACAUCUAUCCAGAUCGACUGGAAUAUGUCGAUCAGAUUCUGGCAUACGCCAGGGAGAAGACGGCCGAGUAUGUAGACUCUGCUGAUCUUCACUCCGCUGCCACACAAGCAAACAUGCUCAAUCUCCUCCUCUCGCCGAUACGGACAUAUUUCUCCCUUUUCACCGCUUUGGCUUUACCCAACUAUCUUCCCCUGUACCAAUCACAGACUUAUGCCACACGCCGUGCCGUGGCUGGUGAGGUCGCCAAAAAUAUAUUGCGGAACAGAGUGAAAAUUACCACGACCCAACAUCUCGAAGGGGUCAUGUCUCUAUUGAAAGUGAUCAUCAAGGAAGGGAUCCAGCAGCCAGGGGGCUACCCUGGUCUGAACAGACAAAGGGGUGGCGAGUCUGAUGAGACUGUGGAAGAGCAAGGAUGGCUUGCAAGGAUGGUCCAUUUCAUCGAAGGCGCUGAUAACGACACCCAAUUGAAGCUUUUACAGCAAACGAGAAAGGCUUACGAGGCAGGGAACGAGCGGAUAAAAUACACGAUCCCAGCAAUUAUUACUGCUUCGAUGAAGCUCGCACGAAAAUUCAAAUCACGCGAGCAUUUCGACGACAACUGGCAAACUCAAUCAUCCGCCCUGUAUCGCUUUAUGCAUCAGACUCUGUCGCAGCUCUACACGCGCGUCAAUCCAGGCGCGGCGGAAUUAUGUCUCCGUCUUUUCGUCGCGUGUGGUCAAAUUGCCGACCAAUGUGGCUUCGAGGAGUUCGCGUACGAAUUUUUUGCCCAAGCGUUUACUGUCUAUGAAGACAGUAUCAGCGACUCGAGGGCGCAAUUCCAGGCUGUCUGUAUCAUUGCUGGGGCAUUACAGAUAUCCAGAGGGUUUGGAAAGGAGAAUUAUGACACGCUGAUUACGAAAGCUGCCUUGCAUGGCAGCAAGUUGUUGAAGAAACCGGAUCAAUGUCGUGCCGUGUAUCUGGCGAGUCACCUCUGGUGGUGCGUGGAAAUUCCUGGCAAGGAAGAGGACCCCAAAAAUCUCUACCGAGAUGGUAAGCGCGUGUUAGAGUGCUUACAGAGAGCACUACGUGUGGCCGACGCUUGCAUGGACACUGCAGUGUCUGUGGAGCUUUUUGUUGAGAUCUUGAACAGAUAUGUCUACUACUUUGAUCAACAAAACGAAACAGUGACCACCAAAUACCUGAAUGGGUUGAUUGAGCUUAUUCACUCCAACUUAUCAACAACCAAUGCGGAGGGCAAUGCCCAGGCCUUGGAGAAUCCUAAACGCCAUUUUUACAGAACUUUGGAUUACAUCAAGACGAGAGACUAUGAGGGAGUCGUAACUGAAGCGAGACAGUAAACUGGAAAGAAAGUCUGGCUGUUGGCUUGGUGCUCCGCAGAUGCUUCGCUGAAAGGCCCUCAUCGUCAUUCUGUACAGUGACCUGUUAACCUCCUUGUGUUAGGAGUCUUUGGCGGCUCUUCUGCAGACUGAGGGACUAUCAUAUGCGCGGAGACAUUGAGCGAUUGUUUUUGGGCCAAAACCCGGGAUUCCGAUGGGCCCUUCCUAUACUAGCCCAUGCCAAUACAGACCAUUUCAACUGACCGGGACUCUUGGGCCUGCCAAUGCUGUGACUGUUCUGUUCUUGUCCUUUGGUCUUUGUGGAUUUCCAGAAUUUUGUGUAAUGGACGGCAGGGCUUGGGGCGACAGCCUUGUCAAGAAUUAAGGCUAGUGGUGCUCGACAAGGCUGAGCGCCGCUGGCAGCAAGAUCUCGGCUGUCAGAGACUACUUGUGCUCCCUGCAACAGCGUGGACGAUCAUUUCAAGAAGCCCAACGGUCUUCGCUCUUCCUCCUAAGACUCAGUGGCUUCAGUCCGCACGCUUUGAAAUGUCCCUAGGAUUUUGGAUUUCGAUCGCCACUGAUUCUUCCAAGGAUCCACCAAAGAUCAACUUCGGGAAGUCAUUAUGUCACCACUAUUAUACCUUGCCUGAACGACCGUCCGUGAGGAGGUCCCUGGUCUUCCGGUUCAGGUGGGCUGUGACCUGUCCAUUUUGAAUCUACCUUGAGAAUCGUUUGAUCUA